Messenger RNA from Mya arenaria, 1882 nucleotides. RefSeq names its product tubulin beta-4B chain-like. Bases 135 to 1472 code for a protein of 445 amino acids. NCBI's taxonomy places the organism in Eukaryota, Metazoa, Mollusca, Bivalvia, Myida, Myidae. The record is from RefSeq and is a predicted model, not a curated record. Gene Ontology annotation, cellular component: microtubule; cytoplasm. Gene Ontology annotation, biological process: mitotic cell cycle; microtubule cytoskeleton organization. Gene Ontology annotation, molecular function: GTPase activity; GTP binding; structural constituent of cytoskeleton. The transcript is spliced from 4 exons.
ACAUUUAAACGGGCCAACCAAUCACUGACCGAGAUUCAAGCGUGGCAAUAUUACUCAUCGUUACCGUUAAAGACAUCGUUGAAAACAGAAUCUGAACAGAAUUGAACCGCGUCAGUCAUCACUUUCGAAACAAAAUGAGAGAAAUAGUUCAUCUUCAAGCCGGGCAAUGUGGAAACCAGAUCGGAGCUAAGUUCUGGGAAGUGAUCUCUGAUGAGCACGGUGUCGAUCCAACAGGCACCUACCAUGGAGACUCUGACCUCCAACUGGAGAGAAUCAACGUCUAUUUCACUGAAGCCACUGGCGGGAAGUAUGUUCCACGUGCUGUGCUUGUGGACCUUGAGCCAGGAACCAUGGACUCAGUGCGCUCCGGUCCGUUUGGUCAGAUUUUCCGGCCAGACAACUUUGUGUUCGGACAGAGUGGCGCUGGCAACAACUGGGCUAAAGGUCACUAUACAGAGGGCGCUGAGCUCGUAGACUCCGUACUUGAUGUGGUACGUAAGGAGGCAGAGAGCUGCGACUGUCUGCAGGGAUUCCAGCUGACACACUCACUCGGCGGUGGAACUGGCUCCGGUAUGGGAACGUUGUUGAUCAGCAAGAUCCGUGAGGAGUACCCCGACAGAAUCAUGCUCACAUUCUCCGUUGUACCAUCACCAAAAGUAUCAGAUACAGUUGUAGAACCCUACAAUGCAACGCUGUCUGUCCACCAGCUGGUUGAGAACACUGACGAGACCUACUGUAUCGACAACGAGGCUCUCUACGACAUCUGCUUCAGGACCUUGAAACUGACCACACCGACAUAUGGUGACCUGAAUCAUCUGGUCUCCGCCACCAUGUCUGGUGUCACAACUUGUCUCCGUUUCCCUGGUCAGCUGAAUGCCGAUCUCCGUAAACUGGCUGUCAACAUGGUGCCAUUCCCUCGACUCCAUUUCUUCAUGCCUGGAUUUGCUCCACUCACCUCUCGUGGCAGCCAGCAGUACAGAGCACUCACCGUUCCCGAGCUUACCCAGCAGAUGUUUGACGCAAAGAACAUGAUGGCCGCUUGCGACCCUCGACACGGCAGAUACUUGACUGUAGCAGCCAUCUUCCGAGGGCGCAUGUCCAUGAAGGAGGUUGAUGAGCAGAUGUUGAACGUUCAGAACAAGAACAGCAGUUACUUCGUCGAAUGGAUCCCCAACAACGUGAAGACCGCCGUCUGCGAUAUUCCUCCCCGUGGCCUAAAGAUGUCCGGCACAUUCAUUGGCAACAGCACCGCCAUCCAGGAGCUGUUUAAGCGAAUCUCUGAGCAGUUUACUGCUAUGUUCCGGCGUAAGGCUUUCCUCCAUUGGUACACAGGCGAGGGCAUGGACGAGAUGGAGUUCACUGAGGCAGAGUCAAACAUGAAUGACCUUGUGUCUGAGUACCAGCAGUACCAGGACGCCACCGCCGAGGAGGAAGGAGAAUUUGAUGAGGAGGGAGAUGAGGAGGAGGCCUAAAGAUACUGGUGUCAGACUCAUUUCCAACUUAGAUCUUAUCUUAACUUGAACUCAUUUUAACAAUCUAUAGAAGGGAAUUAAGCAAAAUUUGUUGACAAUCGCUGAAACAUGAAUGAACAUAACAAUAAUGUUAUACAUCAAUCCAUUUUAUUAAAUGCUUUAAUGAUGGUAUGUCUUUCUUAAUGCAAUUUAAUCAUAAACAUGUUUAGUUGGUACCAAGGCCUCUUUCGAGUUUUUCAAAUGUGCCUUUUUCGAAUGUUAUAGAUGUGUGUCUGAUGGGUUCUUAAUUCAUUCUUAUGCAUAACUUUUCUAUCUUUAAUAUUUCCAUUUCUUGAUCUUGUUUACCUCAUCUUUUACUCUCAGACAUGUGCAAAUUUGUUAUUGACCAAUAAAUAAAGUGGUUGAAGAAA